Molecule: messenger RNA, 3481 nt
Organism: Ictalurus furcatus (blue catfish)
Lineage: Eukaryota; Metazoa; Chordata; Actinopteri; Siluriformes; Ictaluridae
Gene: grik1a
Product: glutamate receptor, ionotropic, kainate 1a
Exons: 17
Coding region: 101-2854 (917 amino acids)
Biological process (GO): synaptic transmission, glutamatergic; monoatomic ion transport; modulation of chemical synaptic transmission
Cellular component (GO): presynaptic membrane; kainate selective glutamate receptor complex; postsynaptic membrane
Molecular function (GO): transmitter-gated monoatomic ion channel activity involved in regulation of postsynaptic membrane potential; kainate selective glutamate receptor activity
Source: RefSeq, a predicted model, not a curated record
GUGCUGCCAGUUUUCACUGAGGUAUCCGAAAGAGAGGGAAAGAGCAAGGAAGAGGAUGCGAGUGGAUUUGACUCGACAGCGUCUUCUCUAGACGUUGGAGAUGAAGUAUAUUAUCAGUUUCGAUCACGGAGCCAUGGAGAAACGAGCCAGGCUGCUGCUCUCGCUGUUCUUACUGAUGUCGAAGUUGUGUCUCAGUGAGCACCAGGUCCUCCGAAUCGGGGGUAUAUUUGAAACUCGGGAGAAUGAGCCAGUGAGUGUGGAUGAGUUAGCCUUCAAAUUUGCUGUUACCAGUAUCAACCGCAACAGAACACUAAUGUCAAACACUACAUUGACCUACGACAUCCAGAGAGUGAACUUUUUUGACAGUUUUGAAGCCUCCCGAAGAGUGUGUGAUCAGUUAGCUCUAGGUGUUGCUGCAGUGUUUGGCCCUGCUCACAGUUCCUCAGUCAGUGCAGUUCAGUCAAUCUGUAAUGCCCUGGAGGUCCCACACAUCCAGACCCACUGGAAACAUCCAGUGGACAACAAGGACUCCUUCUUUAUCAAUCUCUAUCCAGAGCACAGCUCCAUCAGCAGGGCCAUUUUGGACGUUGUGACCUACUACAAGUGGAAGACUCUAACAGUGGUCUAUGAAGACAGCAUAGGCCUAAUGCGCAUGCAGGAGGUUAUCAAAGCACCAUCCAGAAAUGGUAUGAAGGUGCGUAUUCGUCAGCUGCCCACGGGGAGCAGUGAUGCUCGCCCACUUCUCAAGGAGAUGAAGAAGGAACAGGAGUUCUAUGUCAUUUUUGACUGCUCCUACCAAAUGGCCUCUGAGCUGCUUAAACAGCUAAUGUCGAUGGGAAUGAUGACUGAGUACUACCAUUUUUUCUUCACUACUUUGGAUCUCUUUGCACUUGACCUGGAGCCCUACCGAUACAGUGGCGUGAACAUGACUUCUUUCCGCCUGCUAAACCUGGACAACCCCUAUGUUGUGUCUGUUGUUCAGAAAUGGAGUGCAGAAUGGCAGUUUGCCCCAUACAGACCUGAAAGUGGCUUGAUGAGUGGCAUGAUGACUACAUCAGCCGCUCUAAUGUAUGAUGCUGUGUUCAUGGUUGCGGUGGCAUCACAGCGGGCCAAUCAGAUGACAGUGAGCUCACUGCAGUGCCACAGGCACAAACCGUGGCGGUAUGGACCCCGCUUCAUGAACCUGUUUAAGGAGGCUCAAUGGGAUGGCCUGACAGGACGGAUUGUCCUUAACAAGACUGAUGGACUGAGGAAAGACUUUGAUUUGGACCUCAUCAGCCUUAUGGAGGAAGGUACAACAAAGCAUGUAGGUGAUGUUGCACCACGUCGUACAAAAUUGUGGACAAAGAUUGGGGUGUGGAAAUCAUACACUGGUCUGAACUUGACUGAAAAAAGGGACAACUCUAAUAACGUCACAGAUUCUCUGGUCAACAGAACGCUGAUUGUUACCACAAUUUUGGAGAACCCGUAUGUAAUGUAUAAGAAGUCUGAUAAGGUGCUUUAUGGGAAUGAUCGCUUUGAAGGCUACUGUUUGGAUCUACUGAAGGAGCUCUCCAAUAUUCUGGGAUUCAGUUAUGAAGUCAAGCUGGUGUCGGAUGGCAAGUACGGUGCCCAGAAUGACAAGGGAGAAUGGAACGGAAUGGUCAGGGAGCUCAUUGACCAUAUUGCUGAUCUGGCUGUGGCACCUUUGACCAUCACUUAUGUGCGAGAGAAAGUUAUAGACUUCUCUAAGCCAUUUAUGACCCUGGGGAUUAGUAUCUUGUACCGUAAACCCAAUGGCACCAACCCUGGAGUUUUUUCUUUCCUCAACCCUCUCACCCCAGACAUCUGGAUGUAUGUGCUGCUGGCAUGUUUGGGAGUCAGCUGCGUGCUCUUCAUUAUUGCUAGGUUCACACCAUAUGAAUGGUAUAACCCUCAUCCUUGCAAUCCUUCAUCAGAUGUGAUGGAAAACAACUUCACGUUAUUAAAUAGUUUGUGGUUUGGAAUUGCAGCACUCAUGAGGCAAGGGUCAGAUCAGAUGCCCAAGGCUUUAUCCACCAGAAUUGUUGGGGGGAUUUGGUGGUUCUUCACACUAAUCAUCAUAUCAUCCUAUACUGCUAACCUGGCUGCCUUUCUCACUGUGGAGCGGAUGGACGCACCAAUCGAUUCAGCUGAUGAUCUGGCCAAGCAGACUAGAAUAGAAUAUGGAGCAGUGAGAGACGGUUCCACCAUGACUUUCUUUAAGAAGUCAAAGAUCUCAACAUACGAGAAGAUGUGGGCGUUCAUGAGCAGCAGGAAGAACACAGCCCUGGUGAAGAACAAUAGAGAGGGCAUCACACGCGUCCUCACCACUGACUAUGCCCUCCUUAUGGAGUCCACCAGCAUAGAAUACAUUAGCCAGAGAAACUGUAAUCUCACUCAGGUUGGGGGACUCAUAGACUCCAAAGGCUAUGGAGUAGGCACACCUAUAGGCUCGCCUUACAGGGACAAGGUGACAAUCGCCAUCCUGCAGCUGCAGGAGGAGGGCAAGCUCCACAUGAUGAAGGAGAAGUGGUGGAGGGGGAAUGGCUGCCCUGAGGAGAACAACAAGGAGGCCAAUGCCUUGGGAGUUGAGAACAUAGGGGGUAUCUUUAUUGUGCUUGCUGCUGGCCUCGUUCUCUCUGUUUUUGUGGCAAUUGGAGAAUUUGUCUACAAAUCUCGCCAGAACAGCGAUGUUGAGGAGUGCAUUUGUUUUAGUGACCUGAUGGAGGAGCUAGGAGUCUCCUUCAGGUGCCACAAAGCAAUGAGGAAAAGAAGAAGACCACGAGGAAAAGCAGUACUCACAGGAGUCUUAUACAAUUCCAAAUGCUUCCUGAGGAAAGAAACUGUGGCUUAGGGAGACUGGAAAAAGAUCUGACUUCUAAUGACUUGGCAAAGGAUUUUAAUUUGUCAGUUGAAUUGAAUUGAAUGAUUUAUUUUAUUUUAUUUUAUUUAUUUGAACAUGGUCAUAGUUUGUAUAUCUCACUUUGUGGUAGUGGAACACUUGGUGUAGUUGUUUUGUACAUGGAAUUAUUGAAUGAAAAUGGAGUGGAAUCGGGAAUACAUCAGUUAUUCCAUCUUAGCAUUUCUUGUGCCCAGUCCUCAGUUUUCAAAAUAAAGAGGUUUUGCAUAUUUUAACCAGCACUGUCUUAGUCUAUAUGAAUUAAAAUCUGUACAAAGGUCUUGAUCAAAUGGCAAGUAUUCACAAAUGAUUUCAUUUUUAUUUCCUGGAGGGAAUGUGAACAGAAAAUAACUGCACAUAGACAGUGCCAAAUGGAAUUUGAGCACAAGCCAUUCCAGACUCAUUUGAACCCCUCUGUUUUGUUGUUUAGUUUCUGACAAUUCAGUACAGCCUUUCUGAUAUACACAAAGCACUUCCCUAUUCUACUGACCAGACUAGUGAUGUUUGUAAAGCUCAGGGGCUCUCAACAGAGGCCAAAGAUUAAACUGCCCUCACUUACUACCUUUACUGAAGCCCUGUGAA